This is a messenger RNA of Macadamia integrifolia, 1274 nucleotides long. Its product is annotated as F-box protein At5g67140. The transcript is spliced from 5 exons. Bases 310 to 993 code for a protein of 227 amino acids. Gene Ontology annotation, biological process: SCF-dependent proteasomal ubiquitin-dependent protein catabolic process. The record is from RefSeq and is a predicted model, not a curated record. Lineage: Eukaryota; Viridiplantae; Streptophyta; Magnoliopsida; Proteales; Proteaceae. Gene Ontology annotation, cellular component: SCF ubiquitin ligase complex. Gene Ontology annotation, molecular function: protein binding.
GCCCGGUACUCACAGAACACAAUAGAGAGAGGAAAGAGUAUGACCCUUUCUAGCUCCAGUUUCCAGUUUCCAGUUUCCAGUUUCCAGUUUCCACCCUUUCAAUUGCAGUGAAAUGAAACAGAGCAAAGGAGCUGUAACGUGUAACAACUAACUACCACCACCCAGGGGGAACGGAACGGCAACGGGCCCUUCGUUGCUAUCCUGCCUCUUUUUAGUUAAUUACCCAUUCCCCUCUUUGUCAUCGUCUCUAUCUCUUCCUCCUUUUUCUGUAUUUUUUGUUGUUCCAGAGAGAGAGAAAGGGAGAAGCCAAUGGGUGAGGAUGCAGAGAUCGACCACCUACCUGUUGACCUUCUUGCUCAUAUCUUCCUUCUGCUCUCUUCCUUCACUGAUUUGGCCCAGGCGAGCAGCGUCUGUAAGAAAUGGAGAAAAGGGGUGAAGCAAUCUCUGGCUCGCAAAGAACGUCUGAGCUUUGCUGGUUGGAAGAUGGAUGAUGACUCCACUGCCCGACUCGUUGCUCAUGCCUACAACCUCAAGGACCUGGACAUUUCAAGGAGCUGUUGGGGCUGCCAAAUAACAGAUGAUGGUUUGUACAGAAUAUCUUUGGCAAAGUGUAUCAGCAACCUGACAUCAAUAUCCCUGUGGGGUAUAACAGGAAUCACAGACAAAGGUGUAAUUCAGUUGGUUUCAAAAGCUACUUCCUUGCAACACCUGAAUGUGGGUGGUACAUUUAUUACCGAUGAAUCACUCUUUGCACUUGCAAAUAGCUCUCUGCGUUUGAAGACAAUUGUCCUGUGGAGUUGUCGCCAUGUUACUGAGAGUGGACUCUUCUACCUUGUCAAUAAAUGCUGCAAACUGGAGUCAAUCAAUGUUUUUGGGAUGAGAGUUCCGGUCGAUUGCUUCAUUGCUUUGCUUACAAUAAGUCCUGCUCUUCAGAUAAAGCCUGGAGGAGCACAUCUGAAUGUUGAAACGGUUUCUCUUUGGCCCAUCCAUUGAGGUUCCUUUCUUAGUUGCUUUUGAAGCACUUUGUUCAUGACUUGUUCCCUUUUUUUUUUUUUUGGGUAAGCUCUUUAUCAGACUCAUUGUCUUAGGAAAUAAUGUAAAGUUGUAAACAGUUUAUUGUCAGACAAAUAGCAACCUGUAAAUAGCUUAGCAUGGCUUUUUUGGCAAAUUCUUUGCAACAUGAAUCCUGUAAUGCUUUCUGUAACAAUUGUUGUACUUGGAAAAAUGUUGGGACCAUGAUUAUUAUUUAUUAUAAAAAGGAUGUGGUUUCCUCA